Messenger RNA from Maudiozyma barnettii, 1443 nucleotides. RefSeq lists its product as uncharacterized. The record is from RefSeq and is a predicted model, not a curated record. Bases 1 to 1443 code for a protein of 480 amino acids. The transcript has a single exon. Gene Ontology annotation, cellular component: cytosol. NCBI's taxonomy places the organism in Eukaryota, Fungi, Ascomycota, Saccharomycetes, Saccharomycetales, Saccharomycetaceae. Gene Ontology annotation, molecular function: glucose-6-phosphate dehydrogenase activity; NADP binding. Gene Ontology annotation, biological process: pentose-phosphate shunt, oxidative branch; glucose metabolic process.
AUGACUAUCGACAACCAAUCUGUUGUAUUUAAGAAGAACACUGUCUUUGUUCUAUUCGGUGCCUCUGGUGAUUUAGCCAAGAAAGAAACAUUCCCUGCUUUGUUCGGUUUGUACUCCGAAGGUGCUUUAGAUCCAUCCACUAAGAUUUUCUGUUACGCUCGUUCCAAAUUAACUGUAGAGAACUUGAGAGAAAAUUGUACUCCAUACUGUAGACCUUCUACUACUGGUAACGACAAGUUUAAGAUGGAUCAAUUUUUCAAGAUGGUCACUUAUAUCUCAGGUGCCUAUGAUGUUGAUGAUGGUUACCUAAGAUUGAAGGGCGAAAUUGAAGCCUUUGAAAAGGAAAGAGGUGUCACCGAACCACAUCGUGUCUUCUAUUUAGCUAUUCCACCAACCAUUUUCCUAACUGUUGCUGGUCAAUUGAAGAAGAAUGUAUAUGCUACUAAUGGUAUCACCAGAGUUAUUGUUGAAAAACCUUUUGGUGAUGACUUGGAAACCUCCAGAGAAUUACAAAGAGGUUUCAAACCUUUAUUUAGAGAAGAAGAAAUCUUUAAGAUCGACCAUUUCUUAGGUAAGGAUGACUUGAAACGUCUGUUAGCAGUUAGAUUUGCUAACCCAUUCUUAAAUGGUACUUGGAACAAGGAUUAUAUUGAAUGUGUCCAAGUUUGGUUCAAGGAACCAUUUGGUGCAGAAGGUCGUGGUGGUUACUUCGAUGUUGUUGGUAUCAUUAGAGAUGUUAUGCAAAAUCAUUUACUUCAAAUUCUUACUGUUGCCACCAUGGAAGAACCUGUCGCUAACGAAGCAGAAGCAAUUCGUGAUGCUAAAGUCGCAUUACUAAAAUGUAUGGAAAAAUUGGGUCCAAAAAACGUUGUUUCUGUUGGUCAAUAUGGUCGUUCUCUGGAUGGCAAACUUCCAUCCUACCUAGAUGAUGAUACUGUCUUAAAUAAGGAAUCAAAAUGUCUUACCUUCACUGAAAUUACUAUGGAUAUCCACAACGAACGUUGGGAAGGUGUUCCAAUUGUCAUGAGAGCUGGGAAGGGUCUAGAUGAAGACAGAGUGGAAAUUAGAAUGAAAUACAAGAAGAAUGUCUCUGGUAUGUUUGCUGGUUCCACACCAAACGAAUUUGUUAUUCAAUUCCACCCAGAACGUAAGAUCUACAUGACCUUCAACACUACUGCUCCAGGGUUUGUCGACAACGUCCACCAAGUUUCUCUAGAUAUGACUUACUCCAAGAAGUAUAUUAAUGACUGGGUUCCAGAAGCUUACGAAAGAUUAAUCAGAGAUGCUUUCUUAGGUAAUGCUGCUAAUUAUGUAAGAGAUGAUGAACUGGAUGUCAGUUGGGAUAUCUUCACACCUCUAUUAAACUACGUCGAAGGUCCAGACGCUCCAGAACCAGAAAUUUACGCCUAUGGUUCUACUGGUCCAAAGGGUAUUCUAGAAUAG